AUGAGAGCAUCGGAAUCCACGCAGAAGCUAUGGAGCGCCUCAUCCUCGCCGUCGGCCAGCAUCGAGAACUUCCACAGCAACGAGCCGCACAGUCAAUUGCCAUCCGCCGGUCACCCGGCAGCGUUCAGCGGCAGCAGGAGCAGCAGCCGUUCGAGCAGCAUCGCCAGCAACGGCAGUCAGGCGAAGUUCGCCCACGAACUUCUGGACCAGAAUCGGCGGCCUCCAUUACAGCAGCAGCAUUGGCCUCGGGCUUCGGGCGAAGGCGAACUUACCGGUCCGUCACUUUGCCGACAUUCCAACGGCGACGCCAGCUCCAGCCUGGAUCACAAGCGGACGCACCAGCAACAACACCUAGCUCGGGGUCCACCAUCCAGCCUGGGUGGCCAAACGUUCGCCGACAACAUCCCGCUGGUGACCGGCGGUGGGCCGUCCAGUGCAGCUGAUGGAACCAUGAGGCUCACGGGCACGGCUGCAGUAGCGAACGGGGGUGUUAGUGAGGGGCCCGACGGGGGUCUUAGAGUCAGCAAACUGGACCGUGGUAGUGCCGUCCAUCCGCCCAGCGGUUCCUGCACCGUGUACGGUCUAAAUAGUGUAAAUAGUGACGGUGGUAUCAGUUCGAAGGUUAGCCUCAGUCAUAGUCGCCAUAGUGGCAGUAGCAGCAGCAGCAGCAGCAGUAGUAGUUACAGUAACGGUGGCCUCAUCACGGGCUUCAACGGAAUUAGUGGCAAUGGCAGCAACAGUGGCUGGGGUCACUCCGUAUUUUCUCGGUGCUAUUUGGGCAAAAUACGCACGUUCCUCAUCGGGCUGGUCGUCUUCUCGGUGGCCACCGUUGGGCUGUCGCAGUACUUCAUGGAUAGUUCCGCCUUCACUAGUCUUAUGCACCGCGAGGCACGACCACCGGCACCACAGAUCCACUGCCGGAUGCUGAACGGGAAAACGGCCGUCGAUGGAGCGCUCGCGCCGGACCACCGGUCCGAGGCCCGAUUACGGAUCGAUCCGAAAGUCCUGGUGUUCGUGGAGACGACGUAUACGCAGCUCGGUAAGAGCAUCGCAGAGCUGCUGGUCCACAACCGUAUCAAGUACAAAUUGGAGGUGGCGGGCAAGAGUCUGCCGGUGCUGACGAACCAGGACAAGGGCCGCUACGGGGUGAUUGUGUUCGAAAAUCUGGAUAAAUAUCUCAACAUGGACAACUGGAACCGGCAGCUGCUGGACAAGUACUGUCGGGAUUACUCGGUCGGCAUCAUCGGGUUCGUGAGUCCGAGCGAAGAAACGUUGGUCGGUGCCCAGCUGCGCAACUUUCCACUCUACGUUCACACCAACCUGCGGCUGCGGGAUGCCAGCUUGAAUCCGGGUUCACCGAUACUGCGGCUGACGCGUGCUGGUGACACCGCGUGGGGUCCGCUGCCCGGGAACGAUUGGGCCAUCUUCCAGCACAACCACAGCGGGUACGAGCCACUCGAGUGGGCCCAGAAGAACGUGAUGGACUACCCGACCGAUGGAGUGGCCCAACCCCCGCUGGCCACCGUUCUGCAGGACCACGGGCAAAUCGAUGGGAUCCAGCGGAUUCUGUUCGGUUCCGGGCUCAAGUUUUGGCUACAUCGGUUGCUGUUUCUGGACUCGCUGUCCUAUCUGAGCCACGGGCAGCUCAGCCUCAGUCUGGAGCGACGCAUACUGAUAGAUAUCGACGAUAUCUUCGUGGCCGAAAAGGGAACGCGGUUGAAGCCGGACGAUGUGCACGCCCUGCUGGCGACGCAGAACCGCAUCGCGGAGAUGGUGCCCGGGUUCCGGUUCAAUCUGGGCUUCUCGGGGAAGUUCUUCCACCACGGGACGCACGACGAAAACCUCGGCGAGGACAUGCUGCUGCGUAACGUGGCCCAUUUUAACUGGUUCUCGCAUAUGUGGAAUCACCAGCAACCGCAUCUGUACGAUAAUCUGACGCAGCUGAUGGGUGACAUGAUGCUGAACAAGGAGUUCGCCAAGGAGCACGGUAUUCCGACCGACUCGGGGUAUUCGGUGUCACCGCACCACUCGGGCGUGUAUCCCGCGCACGAGCUGCUGUACAUAGCGUGGAAAAAGGUGUGGAACAUUCGCGUCACCUCGACGGAAGAGUACCCUCACCUGAGGCCGGCCCGACUGCGCCGAGCGUUCAUUCACCGGAACAUUAUGGUGCUUCCGCGACAGACUUGCGGCUUGUUUACGCACACGAUCUGCAUCAACAGCUAUCCGGGUGGGCGCGAGAAAUUGGACGAAUCGAUCAGCGGUGGCGAGCUGUUCCAGACGAUCGUUUACAAUCCGAUCAACAUCUUUAUGACGCAUAUGUCGAAUUACGGCAACGAUCGAUUGGCGCUAUACACUUUCGAGUCCGUGUUUAAGUUCCUGCGCUGCUGGACCAACCUGAAACUUACGUCCGUGCCACCCCUUCAGCUCGGCGAGCUGUACUUCAAGCUACACCCGGAGGAGCGAGAUCCAAUCUGGGGCAACCCGUCGGACGAUCCGAAGCACGCGAAGAUAUGGGCCGGAAACAAGCGACGCACCACGCUCCCGAAACUGCUCGUACUUGGCCCGCAGAAGACGGGCUCGACGGCGUUCUACACGUUUCUUAGCAUGCACCCGGCCGUGUCCAGCAACCUACCGAACUCGGACACGUUCGAGGAGAUUCAGUUCUUUAACGGCAACAACUACUACCGGGGGCUCGAAUGGUACCUGGACUUUUUUCCACUGCAAUCGAACGACACCGACGACAAGUUUAUGUUCGAAAAGUCAGCCACCUACUUCGACGGGGAGCUGGUGCCGAAGCGAGCCCAUGCGCUGCUCCCGAAGGUACAGCUCGUCACGAUCCUGAUUUCGCCCGCGAAACGGGCCUACUCGUGGUACCAGCACAUCAAGGCGCACGGUGACCCGAUCGCAAACAACUACAGCUUCUAUCAGGUCAUAACGGCGACGGAGGCGGAACCGAAAGCUUUACGUGAUCUACGCAACCGUUGUCUGAACCCGGGAAAGUACGCGCAGCAUCUCGAGCGCUGGUUGGCGUACUAUCCGCAGCAGCAGCUGUACAUUAUCGACGGCGAGCAGCUGAAAUCGAACCCGAUCAGUGUGAUGAUGGAUCUGCAGCGGUUCCUCAAACUGCCCCCGUACGACUAUAGCCAGCAUCUGCGGUUUGACAAUAAGAAAGGUUUCUACUGCCAGGUGAUCGCCGAUAAUCGCAACAAGUGUCUCGGCAAGUCGAAAGGCCGCCAGUACCCACCGAUGGACGAGCGGAGUGCAAAAAUGCUGCAAAAGUAUUACCGAAUACAUAACCAGGCACUGGUGAAAUUGCUGAAAAAGCUUGGCUCACGACCCAUCCCCCAAUGGCUGAAAGAGGACCUUUCCGUCACCUCCUAACAGACACUACGGUGUUUUCCGACAUCGUAAGAGAAGUGAAACACUUGGCAGGACUCUGCAUUCCGCGAAUAGAAAAGGGUAACGCCGGAAACGCUUUUUGUCGUUUGUCAAGACGGAAAAGGGGACGAGCACAUGCCGAGCGUGUGCGAUCAAUGCGGGUAAUCAAACAAGGUUAUAUUAUUCUCACCAACUACAUCGCGAUGUGUGUUGGGGAAAUGUUAUUCCUACCACCUUCAGCUUAUCACUUGUCGUUAUCAAUUCCUUUCCUGGUUUACUCUUAAGUAUCCGCUGCGCUGUGAUGAGGAGAAAGUGUAUCAUAUUUUAGGCCAUGUAGUGACUCCUCUUCUUAAUUUGUAUUUUAAAUUUAGAUAACACUUAAUUUAGGUAUAUUAGGUGCGUUAGUUGACGACAUCCGUUAAGCUGUAGAGUACUGCGUAGCUUGUUUGUUUUAUACCAAACU
This is a messenger RNA of Anopheles bellator, 3841 nucleotides long. RefSeq names its product bifunctional heparan sulfate N-deacetylase/N-sulfotransferase (gene sfl). Gene Ontology annotation, molecular function: deacetylase activity; heparan sulfate N-sulfotransferase activity. The transcript has 5 exons. The coding region runs from base 1 to 3381 and encodes 1126 amino acids. The record is from RefSeq and is a predicted model, not a curated record. Gene Ontology annotation, cellular component: Golgi apparatus. Lineage: Eukaryota; Metazoa; Arthropoda; Insecta; Diptera; Culicidae.